GAGCUGGUAUGGUGGGGAUUUUUUUCUGGAGGUGGAGCAGAUACUCCAGAGAGAGGAAGCAUAUAAAUAGAGAAAGACCCAGAGGGAGGAGGCAAACGGAUCCAGACCCUCUGACUUACAGCUGGCACAAAAGCUCGUCCAUACUUUGUGAAAUCAAUCGGGUUUUAAAGCAAGAACAAAGAGGAAAUGGAUUCCCAAAUUGCAGAGGUAAAUCAAAGCCUGACUACAGCGGAGCAGAUGAGAAACCAGAAUCAGCUGAUAAUGCAACCCUAUGCCAACUGGGAGGAUUACUUAUCUCCUGCACCAUUCUCUAUUGCCAUAAUGGCAGAACUGGCCUUUUUAUCUUCCAAAACUGAUUUCUCCAUCAACAAAAACCCACCCAAGGAAGGCUACAAGUAUAUCAAAUACCCAGAUUCAUUCUGUGCCUGCCUCAUGCAAGUGUGUAACUCUGGUUGGUGGGCAUUCAAUGAGGCUCAUACAAACAUGGAUCAGAUCAGGCUACUAACACUAACUGUUCCAAAUUACAUGAUGACUGUGGUUAAGAUUCUCUUCCAAGGCAACAAUGAGGUCGUCAAAGAUCAUCUCCCCAACCAGUUGACGAACAUCCGUGGCAUUGCAGACAGAUGCCUUGAGUUGGCCAAUUCAACCAAAGAACGGUUUGAAGAAGUCAUCAAUAUUAUCCAUGAACUACUGGAAGUAUGUCUAAAAGCUAGAAACCUUUAUGGAGAAGAGCUGGAUGCAGUCAAGAGGACUCUAGAUGAGAAUAAACUGAGGGAGGAGUCCUCAAAGGAAGCUGUUGAACGUUCCAAGAAGGCAGUCAAAGUUUUGGAAGAAGAAUUGAAAGAAGCACGGGAAAGCUACAAGAGUGCAAUGAGAAGCCUUCCUGGUGGAUGGGAAAUGAUGGCUAUGGAUCUUGUUGGAUCCGUGACCGACGCCAUGACAGGCAUUUUUCACGGUAUCACGAUGCUGAUGACUCAACCAGUAGCCCAAGCGUGCAAAGCUACAACAACAAUUGCUGAGACGGUGAAUCACAUUAAAGGGGAAGACUCUGUUGAUCCUGUGGAUAGAAUCAACAUCUAUAGCAAGUCUGCCGAAAUCCUGAAAUGCACAGAGCUGAUCGAGCAUUUUGUGCAGGAGGACAAGAUCGACUGGUUCAGUUUGUAUGAUCAAAAGAACAAUGCUGCACUAACAGAAUUUCCAGCAAUGCAGUUUAAAAGAAUUAUGAAAAAUUUGGAAAAACUCCCAAAAUGCCAACCAAGGGAACAUGCUAAAAAUAUAUGCAAAGAGGGCAUUAUGAUUUGUAAAGAACUAGCAAAAUAUGCACCAGAUGGGAAAUGUGAUAAAGCCAAAACCUUAGAGUUAAUCGAAAGAAUCAAAGAAUUAACUGAAUCAGCUUACAGAUUUGACAGCAAAAGCAAAGAUGUGACAAAGUCCCCUCCCUUGACUCCCAAACCCCCAAUGAUGUUUAAAGAAGAAAGUAAAAUGGGGAGGAUGACCGCUUCACAAAAGGCCUCAAAGAACGCCCGGUUCCGCAUCGAAGAAACUCGUGCUCAAAUGAACAAGUCCAGAGAGCUAUAUGACAAGAAUGUGGAGAGCAUGGAGAGGAACCAGAAAGAGCUGAAUGAGAUCCUGGUCACUUUGAGAAACUGUCAAGUCAAAGAGAUCGACUUCAACACUACCAUUCAAAUGCUGGUCAAAGGUCUGGAUGCCAUGGGAAAAGUGAAGAAACAGUGGGAGAAGAUGGUGCAGUUUUUUCAGAUGGUGUCAAACAUUGUGAAAAACAGCCUAAACCUGACUCUUAAUGAUUUUGCCACCACAGCUGAGACAUCAAACAGACAUUCCUAUGAUGGGAAGCUUUUCUGUAAAGACAUGCUCUACAAUCAAGCCUUUCAGGCCACUAACAUCGCCAGCCUGGUCCACAUGAUCUCGAGUACCUAUACUGACGUGUCCACCAGAUACCUAAUGGAUAGCGUCAGCUCUCUGGGGACACUUAUGUCUGCUGAUCCGCAAAGUCGACAGUUUCUGCAAAUGCAUGUACAGUUAAGGAAGUCCUGUGACAUGGCUCAGAACGCCAUCAAAAAACUUGUGCUCAAGAAUAAGGAAGAGUUUGAUAGGAAGACCGAUUCAAGACUGAAGAAGAUUGAAAAAGAGUUGCUUGCCAUUUUACCUGCCGCUAAACCUGAAGAGAUACAGUUUAUUCAAGAAACUGCCCAAAGUGGAUUCACAGAGGAAGAACAAUUAAACUACGUGUAAGAAAAAUAACCAAAAAUUCCACCGUUACAGCAAUUGCCAGUUGUACUCAUGAAUUUGGGGGGGAAAACAUUUGACAAAGAAACUUGGCCAUAGUGCAGGCCACAUCCAUCCUUGCCCAAACUUUCCAACAAACCCACCUGGUGUCUGAAAAGAAAAAAAAAAAAAACUUUAGAUUCUAUUAAUGUGGAAAUAAUUAAACCACAGUAGCAGCAAUUUCAAAUAUCGCCACCUUCUGGUCAUCUAGGUUCGUUCACUCCUUAAAAUGGAUUACAUUAUACAGUGGAACCCGGUUAUGUCGAUGUCCUAGGGGGUCGCCAACAAGCAUCAAGAUAACCGAUGAUCGAGAUAAACGAAAAUCAAUAUGGCGGCAAUAUAUUAACGUGCUUGAAAUUUCUUUAUGUACAUGAUGUGCGUUAAUAAAUGAGAAUGUGCAUGCACGUGUUUUUGGAGGUUUUUUACACAACAGCAUAGCAGGUGUUUUCUCGGCUGCUUUCUCUGAAGCUUCGCUUCAAUAGCGCACAUAUUGUGCUCGUUUAGCACUCAUCACCAGCUCCUAUUUAAACUUCCACACUCUCACCGUCCGUUAUUGUUGGUAUAGGUUGGUUCACGGCGGUCGUUGUUAUCGCUCAUGCGUAUCCCGGUACGUGCCUUCC
Silurus meridionalis is the source of this 2906-nucleotide messenger RNA. RefSeq lists its product as uncharacterized. NCBI's taxonomy places the organism in Eukaryota, Metazoa, Chordata, Actinopteri, Siluriformes, Siluridae. Bases 187 to 2253 code for a protein of 688 amino acids. The transcript has 2 exons. The record is from RefSeq and is a predicted model, not a curated record.